Drosophila navojoa is the source of this 2045-nucleotide messenger RNA. Its product is annotated as protein 5NUC. The record is from RefSeq and is a predicted model, not a curated record. Gene Ontology annotation, biological process: AMP catabolic process. Gene Ontology annotation, molecular function: 5'-nucleotidase activity; metal ion binding; nucleotide binding. Gene Ontology annotation, cellular component: plasma membrane. Lineage: Eukaryota; Metazoa; Arthropoda; Insecta; Diptera; Drosophilidae.
CUCGUAUCGUAAUCGUUCGCUCCUCAGUUCAAGUGUUUCGGUUAUAGCCGCUGCUCCAUACGAUUUCGGGCCAGUUUGUUGGCGGAUUGUGCGAGAAGAGCAUCUCUUCAGGUCGAGUAUGACUUAUCAGCUGAUUAUCGUGGCAUGUACUUUGCUGUUGAGCCACACUUAUGCCAAUCCCAUUACUCCGAAGGCCAGUGUAGCAACAGAGCUCAUUAUCUUGCACAAUAAUGAUAUGCACGCGAGAUUUGAGCAGACAAACAAGAAUGGAGGCACUUGCUCCAAGGAGGAUGCCAAUACGGACAGGUGCUACGGCGGAUUUGCACGUGUUGCCACCGAAGUUCGCAAAUACCGUGAGGAGGCCAAGAAGGGAGGCACACCUGUGCUGUAUUUAAAUGCAGGUGACACCUACACCGGCACAGCCUGGUUCUCAGUCUUUAAGGACAACAUUACGAGCGCCUUUCUCAACAUGUUACAGCCGGAUGCUAUUUCGCUGGGUAAUCACGAGUUUGAUAAGAACGUCGAAGGCCUAAUUCCGUUCCUUAACGCCGUGGAAUUCCCUGUGUUGGCUUGCAAUUUGGACUUGUCGAAGGAACCGGGAUUGGCUGCCGCUAAGAAACUGUCCAACUCCACGAUACUGGAGAGCAAUGGAGUUCAGAUUGGUGUAAUCGGUUACCUGACUCCAGAUACCAAAGAUCUUUCCUUCCAAAACAACGUGGAAUUUGCAGAGGAAAUCGUAUCGAUCAAUGCUGAAGCAGAGAAGUUAAAGGCUCAGGGCAUUAAAAUUAUUAUUGCCUUGGGUCACUCCGGAUACCAAAAAGAUCAGGAUAUUGCCAGAGAGUGUCCCGAGGUGGAUAUAGUCAUUGGUGGUCAUUCGCACACCUAUUUGGACGCCAAUCAACCUGUUGCAGACAAGAACGACGCCAAUCCUGAAGCAGUGCGAGGACCCUAUCCCACCACAGUGGUUCAGAAGAGCGGAAAAAAGGUGCCAGUGGUUCAGGCUUAUGCUUACACAAAAUACUUGGGAAAGAUUCACGUGCAGUUCGAUGCCGAGGGGAAUUUAAUUGAGUUCGACGGAGCACCAAUUCUGCUGAAUGCAUCAGUGUCUCAGGAUCAAGAGCUGUUAGAUUUGCUCGAAGUCUAUCGGCCAAAUAUCACGAGAUUGGAGGAGAAAAUCGUGGGCUACACGAAGGUCACCCUAGAGGGUGGCAAUAUUUGCCGCCUAAGGGAAUGUAAUCUGGGCAAUCUGAUUGCCGAUUCCAUGGUUCACGCUCGGGUGCUAGAGUACAAGGGCGGCGACUACUGGACUGAUGCACCCAUAGCUCUGCUCCAAGGAGGCGGAAUACGAGCAUCCAUUGACAAGAACUCAAUUGGUUCGAUUACUGGCAGCGAUAUUAUAACAACCCUUCCCUUCGAGAAUACGCUCUAUUUGACGCGCAUAACUGGAAAAACAUUGCAUGCAGCCCUCGAGCGAUCGGCGUAUGUUCGAAACCUUGACUCGAACGGAGGCUUUCUUCAGUUUGCGGGUUUGCGAGUGGAGUACAACUACGACAUGGAGGAGGGUCAUCGUGUGACCUCUGCUCUCGUGCGCUGUGCCGAGUGCAAUGUGCCUAGCUAUAGCAACCUUAACAUGUCUGCCUACUAUAAUGUCAUCAUAUCGGAGUUCUUACUGAACGGCGGCGAUGGCUAUGUUCUCACUGAAGAAAAUAACCCGCACACUGAGCUAUUGCAGAAAAACGAUCAAUUUGCAUUUGGCGAAUACUUGGAGGCGCGCCAUUACGUUUAUCCCGAGAUCGAGGGUCGCAUCGUUAUCAUUGGACCCAAGGAUGCUGCUGGUAGCAUCUUUGGCUCUGUGGCCUUGAUUCUAUUGUCUUCCUUGAUCACACGUUUCUUUAACUAGUUUAUAGCUAACUGUAACUACAUACAUAUGUCUGAACAGAAUACGUAUCCCAACUGUUAAAUGUACAUAAUACAAAAGUUUGAAUUUAUUAGAUGAUGAAUGUACAAUAAAUAUCGUAAUGCCUUUACAGAUCUCUAGCACAAUA